CCGAUGACAACAGUCUUUUGUUCGUGAACAUGAACUCAGCUGCGUUCUGGAUAAACUGUAAUGGACUGGACAAGUGACCAACCCUCUCAGUGGAAACCCGGAGUGAACAGAGAGGAUGCCAGAAGGGGUGAGGCGGCAAAACAGCCAUCUGCAAAAGAGCAACUGGAUGAAUAUUUAAUCAGCCUGCAAUCCAGGAACAGGGCUCUGAGAAAGCUGCAGGUGAAGGACCCGAGGCAGCGGGAGCUAGAACAGCUGGAACAGGGCUUCUGCAUCUACAUCAAUGGUGCUAAUGCUAAUCUGGCUAAUGCUAAGGGCAGUCAGAGAGCCAGUCAUAGAAAUACACACACAGCAGACACUGAAGAAAGGAGUACAGAGAAUAGAUAUGAAUUGACUCAUCACAUCGUGAGGAGUCACACAGCACCUGAGAGAGCAGGACGUAGAGAAUGGGUCCAGAAAUCAAUACUAAUCCGAACAGAGAGUGGGGGUUGUGUGAAGAUAUGUCCCAAAAAUCAAUACUCAGACGAUUUUGAGCCAAACAAGAGUGUAGACAUGGAGGUUGGAAAAGAGUGUAAGGUUCUGUGUGUAAAGUCUCACUCAGAAUCAGAACCUGCUGAAAGGUUCCUGCUCAACCUCGACCAGGUCAAUGUGUUGCGGCGCAGCCUGGAGUCCAGUGUGAAGCAGAGCAUCCAUGACUCUACAGAAGAGGAGUCAGAGGACGAGUGGAUUGAAGAACAGAUUGAAAUGGACGACAGUAAUGACAGCAUCACUGACAUCACCCUCCCCUCCUCCCCCAAACCAAGCCAACCUUUUAGAAGUCAGCCCAGCACCAGUGACCUCAUAGUGCUGGAUUUUGGCCCCUCCCUUAUAGGCCGUAAGAUGGAGCAUUGUCUCUCUGCUAAGCGGAAGGAGAAUGUUGAAUCAUAUAUCCCCACUAAACCAGCUCUGUUGAAGAAGAGAAGCAAAAGGUCAAACAGAACCGGGCAGGACACACCACGUCCUGGUAGUCAUUUAGAGCGCCCUCUGUCUGCACUGCAUAAAACACAGGGGGAGCAAGACUCAGAGGUGACGGUGCUCAGUGUGUUCCAGGCACUACAGAAAGAGAACUCUCCCUUACACACACCUUAUAUUGCAUCAGACAAAAAGCAUCAUACACUCUCACCUGAGCUCCAAGACCCCCGAGAUCUACAGAGGAAUGUGUUCAGCUUCAGUCCGCAUGUGACCUGCUCCAUCACAGAUCAGCCAGACAUGAAUGAUAAUAUUCAAGAGAAGGAUGAUGAAGAGGAUGAGAACCACUUAAUGAGAGCCAUGCAUAGGAUCACACUACUGGGGUCAAGUCAGCAGAAGAGGUUGUUGAAGGCACUGGAGAAUAUUGAGAUAGAGGCUCAGUCCACAGUUUCUCAAGCACAUAUUAAUAUCAGCAAUUCUCCAACAACUAGGAGGCGGGGCUCAGCAGAGGCUAUUUAUGUUACCAUGGAGAUUUUGUCGAACUGGGGUAACAGUGGACGAGUGGGGCUGACUGAGGUCCAGUUCUUCUGUAAAAACAACUGUAAACUUUACGUCUCUCCACAAGACCUGGACAUCCGGAAUGCUGAUGAUCCCGGGAACCUUGCUGCGCUCGUCAAUGGCAAGACACAAACCACUAAAGAGCGGGACAUGUGGGCGUGUUGGUUCCAUGCCCCAGUGCAGUUGUACUUUGUGGUGAGAAACACACAGCGCUCUCCGGACUUCAGCAUUGCACGCAUUAAAAUAUGGAAUUACAAUCGCAGCCUGAACGAUCUGGCUGUAGGAGCAUGUAAUGUGCGUGUGUACGUGAACAGCACACUGGUGUUUGAUGGUCAGUUAGAAAAAGGCUGCGGUAACCCGGUGUUCGAUUACAGCACAACCAUCAACCUGGAAGAACUCCAUCUCCCAGAAUGCAGUUCUCCCAGCACUGCCUGCUUCAGCCCACAUCACUCUGAAGACCUGUGUCAGGAUCCCAGUCCCGGACAGACCGGUCCCAGGUCCUUUCUUCUAAAGGACGUCCGUGAGCGAUCACAGAAUGAAGGCAGUUGCACCCCUGAGAGUGUUAAUGUUAACAGCAGCAAUAUGCUGACUGACUCAGACCACGUAGAUCUAGGGAAAAGCAGGGAUGCGGUUACCACAGUAACCACCCAGCCAGCCUCACGCAGGGCCAGAGAUCACCCCCCGUGGCUGGAGCCUCAGAACAGAAACAAUAGCAAACAAAAACACACAGCGAAGCACAAACUCUUGGUCAUGGAUGAUGUAUCCUGCAGUCCGGCCAGUGUCUGUGGCCACCAGGUGGCACCGCUUACAAACACAGCGGAGAGAAACUGUGAGACUAAACCAGAGAGUGACUCGGAUCUGUUCGAUACAUUGCUCAAGGAGCAACCCCAUGUACCAGCAGCCAGCGGCCGCAGAGGAUCUGCACGUUCACAAAUCAGACAACCGAGUCACGAUGCAGAGAGGUCAGAGGAGCUUGGCCCAGAUGCCUGUGGUUACCAUCGUCUGCGAUCCAGCUGGCUGAACAAGGCAGAUGACAACAAACCCAUAACAAAGACAGCAUUACCGGUCUCCUUGACAAAGCUUGAUCAGACUGAAGAUGAUGUUUUUGACGAGUUUCUCCAGCGUUGGUCCCGCCCUUCUGCUGUGACACCGGACCCUGUGACCUCUGACCCUGAAGAGGAGUUUGAGAUUCCGGUUCUUCCACAAGGGCGGCAUCUAGUGAUGCGUAUCCUGUCAACAUGGGGAGACCGUCGCUAUGUGGGCCUCAAUGGUGUGGAGAUAUUCAGUGCCAGCGGUGUGCCAGUUAAACCGCUCUGUGUCACUGCUGUCGUGAACGGACUACCGGAGGAUAACGGCAAUGUCUCCAAUGUGAUCGAUGGCGUCCAGCGCACACAGGACGACUCCCACUUGUGGCUGGCACCAUUUGUGGCAGGGAGGCAGUGCGAGAUCACACUGGACCUCGGAGAGGUGCAGCGCCUUGCCAUGAUCCGUGUGUGGAACUACAAUAAAUCCCGCAUUCACUCGUUUAGAGGAGUGAGAGAAGUGGACAUGCUGCUGGAUGGACAGAUGAUCUUCAGAGGAGAGAUCGCUAAAGCAUCUGGCACACUGAUAGGAGGUUUGGAUCAGUUUGGUGAUACAGUCCUCUUUACCACCGAUGAUGAAAUCCUGGAAGCCAUGUCACGCUUUGAUGACACAUUUGUCUGUGGUAAUGUGGGGGUGGGCUCUGGAGCAGAGGGGGAGGAGCUUCAGCGUCCUCAGACUGCAGAUGAUGAAGAAGAAGAAGAAGGACCACUCACACAAGCUGGAUUUAGUGAGGACAAUAAAGCUGAGAACUGGGACACUGCUUUAGAGCCAUGUGCUGAUUUAGAGAACCCGAAUUCCGGUCUUUUCACAGGAAAGAGCGUGUGUCUGUCUCUGAUUUCAACAUGGGGUGAUUCUCAUUAUUUGGGCCUCACCGGGUUGGAGGUUGUCGGUAAGGACGGUGAGACCAUCCCUGUUGAUUUGUCUAAUGUAAAGGCAACACCACGUGACCUCAAUGACCUCCCAGAGUAUAACGACGACCUCCGUACUCUGGACAAGCUGUUUAAUGGACAGAACAUCACCACUGAUGACGAGCACAUGUGGCUCAUCCCCUUCACCCCUGGCUCUGAUCAUACCCUCUCCAUCCACUUUGACCAAUCACAGACCAUCGCUGGCCUCAGGGUCUGGAACUACAACAAGUCGCCUGAGGACUCCUACAGAGGGGUGCGGGCUUUGUGCGUUUAUGUGGACGAAGUGUGUGUGUCUCCACCAGACGGUUUCCUCAUCAGGAAAGGACCAGGGAACUGCCACUUUGACUUUGCUCAGGAGAUUCUAUUUAUUGAUUAUGUCCAGUCCUCCAGGGUGUGUAAAAACAAACCCACAACACACACACAGAGGAGUGAAGAGAAGGCCAGUAUGGAGUAUGAGGCUCCACUCAUGCCGUGUGGAUUUAUUUUUCAGCUGCAGCUCUUGACUACGUGGGGUGACCCUUACUAUAUCGGGCUGAAUGGCCUGGAGCUUUAUGACCACAACAAUGAGAGGAUCCCUCUUAGUGAUAACAACAUUGCUGCAUUUCCGGACAGUGUGAAUGUCCUGGAUGGUGUGUGUGGUGAUGUGCGAACACCAGACAAACUGAUCGAUGGCAUCAAUAACACACAUGAUGGACGUCACAUGUGGCUCUCUCCGGUGUUGCCUGGCCUGGUAAAUCGUGUUUAUGUGAUCUUUGACAAGCCUGUGACCAUCUCUAUGAUCAAAUUGUGGAAUUAUUCCAAAACACCACAUAGAGGAGUCAAAGAGUUUGGGCUCCUUGUGGAUGAUCUUCUGGUGUAUAACGGGAUUUUGGAGUGUGUGUCACACCUAUCCCGUGGAAUUCUGCCUACCCUUGACCCCAUCGUCCCCUAUCACACUAUACUGUUCACAGACAACAAACACAUCAUACACCGUGAGAGGAACACCAUUAUCAGCAACCAUGUGGAGGAUCAGGAUGUGAAGAUGACCAAUGAUAACCAGAUUGUUCAACACCACAGUAAGAAAAAAACAACAGCAGACCAAGCACUGAGACCCAAAACCUGCAUGACAGACAUGACCAAAUACAGGACACGCCCAUACUGACAUGGCCACACAUACUGUACAGUGUGUGUAAGAGGAGUCAGCUGUGGUCAAGUCACACACACUCGGACCUGUUGCAGUCCCCUGCUGCACUGUGUAUAGUACUGUUGUGUAUAUUCUCCUGGUUGUGUGUAUUAUAGUUGUAGUAAUAUUCUAAUAUUCAGUAUUAUAGCUGUUCAUAUGGACCUUGUGUUUAAAUAAAGUCUCUACACUAAGUG
This is a messenger RNA of Tachysurus vachellii, 4850 nucleotides long. Its product is annotated as katanin-interacting protein. Lineage: Eukaryota; Metazoa; Chordata; Actinopteri; Siluriformes; Bagridae. The transcript is spliced from 28 exons. The record is from RefSeq and is a predicted model, not a curated record. The coding region runs from base 61 to 4635 and encodes 1524 amino acids.